CACACGGUCCCCUCACUGUGUAACACUGAGACUGUCUGUAUGUCUGUUCGCAUGUCAUUCAUCAUCACAUCUCAGCACUGGUUUUGCUGUCGACGGAGUGAGAUCUAUAGUCAUCUAUUGCUGUCAGGAAGAGUCUCUGCAUGGGAUAACGUCCACAUGCUACUGUCAUGCUGGAAGCAGAUCGCUCUUGUGGACUUGCAAGAUCGGAGGAAUGAUAAAUGAAUGGAAAAAUAACCAGCGACGUGGAUAAUCGACAAAAGCUGAGUAUUAACCCGUCAGCAGUUCUCUUGAAUAAUCUGUCAAUAUCAAGCGUUCAAGACGGACGGCGCUCAGAAGCACAGAGGGAGAAACCGCGCGAACAUGAGGGAACGGGACUUUAUGCCAAACAUGGAACGGGGCAAACCGGCCACAUACACGGGCGACAAAAAAGCUAAAAUGGCUGCUAAAACCAAUAAAAAGUGGGUGAGACUGGCUACUGUAUUCGCAUAUGUCUUGUCGGUGUCUUUGGCUGCUAUUAUACUGGCAAUUUAUUACAGUUUGGUCUGGAAACCGACGUCUUCAUCUGUGUCUGGACGGCCAGAUGUAUUGGUGACGGCUGCAACUAUUCCCAUAAACACGAAUAACAUCACAACAAGUGACUUACCAACCACAGUCAAAAUGAAUAAUACACCAGCGGUCAGCCUGAGAUCAACACAGACCCCCACAUAUGCCCACUCCACUUCUUCACAGAGACACGGGGGUGAUACCAAUGGCAAUGGAGGCCUUCUCAAUAUCCCCACAACAAAGAAUACUGACCAAACAGGAACAAUUGACUCUUUGCACAUUCACGACCAACUAGGACGUUUCAGUACAGCAGAAAUUAGCCACGUGUCAGAAACUGUCUACGCCAGUUCUGGGGAUGGUGCCACUGAGAACUGGCCAAACAUGGGGGAUUCAGCCUCUUCUAUAACUGACCAAGAAUCUUGGACGAGCUACAGUGCAAGACCUGACGUCUCCUCUUUGACAGAACAUGGUCUGGAAUUAACAGAGGGCUCGUCUCCAUUGCAAGAGGAGUUAGUUACCAAGGACACAGAGAAUGCAGCAAGUGGAGUGUGACACUAGAUUAUUUGUGUGGCACGUAAUUAUAUGAUGUUGAGAAAUAACUACUGCAAAUGUGAGAGAAGUCAUCAAACAGUUUGUUAAUUUUGUUGCUAUUUCAAGGACAGAAACUGUGUUGACCUACCUGCUUUGAAAAACUAAUUUAAAGGUUGAUGUUACAUUAAAGAGUGCAAUAGCUGGGUUCUGAAAGUAAAACUCCCAUUCAUUUUCAUAUAUAUAUGCUUUAAAUCAAGUGUAAUUCACUUAAUAGCUGGUUAGUUUAGUUCAUGGAUUAAAACGAAUGAUGAAUGAAUGGGAGAAUUACUUCCAGAACCAAGGCUGCUGAAAAAGUGCAGGCACUGUGACAAUCUAUAAUUCAGUUGUGGAUAAUCACAGUCACGCUCAUAUUCAGAAUAACAAAACAAUUAUGAGAUAUAGCUUUUAUACUCAUGCAUUUAAUAUCUAUUACAUUUAAGACAAAAAAUGGACAGUUAGUCUGUAUAUAUAUCGUUCCGAUUAAAAUAGUUCCGAAAGAAGUCAAAGCAUUAAAGCUUUGUAUUUUUAAUCAAACAGGAAAGAGAUUACUCUACUCUACAUUCACUCCAGUUUUUCCAAACAUAGACAAGCAGUGUGAUACAAGACGUUAAACAUAACAGUGCGGUUAGACUAAAUAUGAUGUCCUGGAACUCUUGGCAAAUCAAGGACAAGAACUAACUGUUAUCGUUUUGCAAAUGAAGAAAAGGACUGUGGUUAAGCGAUACAACGUCCUUUGGAGCAACAGGAAAAUGAGCCAUUCACAUCUCCAACGAUGGGCAAACAUCCUCCAGUAGCGUUUGUUUCAUUGUGCAGUAAUUGUGAGCAAGUGAAACACUGUUUAAAGCUACUUAAAUAAACUUUGCCUAUAGAGUUCAGGAAUGCAAUAUCUGUCUGAAUGCAGAAUAGAUGACAAGUAGAAGAAAUACACUGUGCAAACUCACCCAUGUUGACAUUUUAAAGUGUCUUUUAAAAAUCACUGUGUGUUGAGAAAUCUAUAUAAUAACUGAAAUAUGAUGUAUGAAAUAAACUAAUAUUUUUCA
Messenger RNA from Carassius gibelio (silver crucian carp), 2153 nucleotides. RefSeq lists its product as uncharacterized. The transcript has a single exon. Bases 361 to 1095 code for a protein of 244 amino acids. The record is from RefSeq and is a predicted model, not a curated record. NCBI's taxonomy places the organism in Eukaryota, Metazoa, Chordata, Actinopteri, Cypriniformes, Cyprinidae.